AUGUCUGCCGCGACAGUGGAGGGUUCGACCUUACUUGGUCUCCCUGUUGAAAUGCGAAGCCAGAUCUUUGACUCAAUCUUCGAAUCCACCACACUCUACGUCGAACCAGGCUGGCGCGAUGAAGACUACAACUACGAACUUUCUUCUCCUCCCCAACUCACCGAGAAAUUAAACCUUGUUUGCCGUACUUUCAACAAUGAAAUUGGCGACUCAUGGCACAAGAAGGUCACCUAUUAUUUUCCCAAUACGGUUGCGUUUAUCGAUGUCAUGUCACAGUGGCCAGAGGAGAGAAUCAGACAAAUACGACAUGCCCAUAUUGUAGCAUAUCCCCUCCCCAUAUAUCACCACAACGCAACAUUCUAUACUACACAUUUCAUGUUCGAAGCCCUGAAAAUGUUCCCCGGUCUACAGCUAGACGUUCUGACCGUGGAGAAUAUAUGGCUUGAGCCUAAUGGCGAGCCCCUCGACGGUUGGUGUAUAGGCGCCACGACCAUCGACGUUACAUGCUUGCUCCAGAGCAAAGGCUGGAAGGAAUUCCGUUACCUUUCCGGCGUGCUUCCUUUGACACCCAGUCAAGUUCGCAAUAUAGAUGAAAGAAUCACCAAAAUGAAAGCAGAGCGUAACGAGCCUGGCUUUGAGUACCACAUCACCCGCCACAGACCGCAGCUGGCUGGACUGCAGUCAGUACAUCCUGAUGGCACUGUUGAAUACAAGGAUAGUCAAGAAGAUCGAGACGAGGUUGAGCACUGGUAUAAAACCCAUCCCGAAGAGCCGCCACAGGAUCAAAGUUUGCCCGAGGAUACGGAGAAGGAGGUGAUGGUGUGGGCCAAGAGAGGUACUGCUGAUUAUGUCCAAGAUGGUGAGAAUCUCCACCCCGCAAUCAAGGAGCUGCUGGAUCACAAGCCUUGGCUUCAGCAUCGGAGAGAUGGCCAAAUGCUCGUUAGUGACGGCAUGGAUGAUCCUGCCGGACAUCUUUGA
Talaromyces amestolkiae is the source of this 978-nucleotide messenger RNA. RefSeq lists its product as uncharacterized. Bases 1 to 978 code for a protein of 325 amino acids. NCBI's taxonomy places the organism in Eukaryota, Fungi, Ascomycota, Eurotiomycetes, Eurotiales, Trichocomaceae. The transcript has a single exon. The record is from RefSeq and is a predicted model, not a curated record.